Molecule: messenger RNA, 1965 nt
Organism: Arctia plantaginis
Lineage: Eukaryota; Metazoa; Arthropoda; Insecta; Lepidoptera; Erebidae
Source: the annotation of a GenBank genome assembly
AUGUUUUAUUUAAUUGUACUUUUGGUGGCCGCUGUUGGGGCAGACAGGAGUCAGUUACCUCCAACCUGUGAUAGUUUGAUCUACUGCCAUGGACCGCUGCUGGACACGGUGCAGAUGGCAGGGUUGUACAACGACUCGAAGACCUUCGUGGACAUGAAGCUGAAGCUGCCGCCCAACGUUACUAUGGAGAACUUCAAGCAGAUGAUGGAAAGGACAGGUUCUCAACCGACCAAGGCUGACAUCCAAGAGUUUGUCAUUCAGAACUUCGAUCCUGAAGGAUCUGAGUUUGAAGAAUGGACACCCCCAGACUGGAAGGACAAUCCUGCGUUUCUACAUAAGAUCAAAGAUCCAGUUCUACACCAGUGGGCUUCGGACCUUAACAGGUUGUGGCUCCAGCUCGGUAGGAAAAUGAAAGAUGAAGUUAAGGAAAACCAGAAUCUGUACUCCAUAAUCUAUGUGGACCAUCCAGUUAUUGUACCUGGUGGUCGGUUUCGUGAGUUUUACUACUGGGACUCCUACUGGAUCAUCAAGGGCCUCCUGCUUUCUGAGAUGAGAUCUACUGCCAAAGGCAUGGUCUCCAACCUUCUUCAAAUAGUCGAUCGAAUCGGUUUUAUACCCAAUGGAGGCAGAAUAUACUAUUCUAUGAGGUCCCAGCCACCUCUACUAAUCCCAAUGGUGCAGUUGAUACUGGAUGACAUGGAUGACGAGGCGUUUCUAAGACAGCACAUCCACACGAUGGAUCGGGAGUUCGAUUACUGGAUGACGAACCACUCAGUAGAAGUCAAUCACAAUGGCAAUAAGUAUAUGAUGUCGAGGUACUAUGAUAUGUCCCAGGGUCCAAGACCGGAGAGUUACAAAGAAGAUAUUGAUUGUGCUAAACAUUUCGACACCGAUAAAAGAGAAGAAUUAUAUGCUGAGUUGAAAGCAGCUGCAGAAUCAGGAUGGGACUUCUCAUCCAGGUGGUUCAGUCUCAACGGCACCAACAAAGGUAAUCUAACGAACUUGAAGAAAUUUUAUACUUUUCAACUUUCAGGUAAUCUAACGAACUUGAAGACCCGUUCAAUAGUCCCCGUGGACUUAAAUGCCAUCAUGUGCUGGAACGCGCGGCUCUUGCGAGACUUCCACACGCGCCUCGGGAACAUCGACAAGGCGGAGUAUUACAGGAAUAUGCAUGCAAGGUUCAUGGAGGCUAUCGACCAGGUACUAUGGCACGAGGACGUCGGAGCCUGGUUGGACUACAGCCUGGAGUCUGGAAGACCACGAGACUAUUUCUAUCCUUCGAACCUGUCCCCGUUGUGGACCGGGUGCUAUAAUAUGGCCACAAAAGAUAGCUAUAUCAACAGAGUUAUCAAUUAUUUGGACAAAGUUAAGGUUGAUAUCUUCGACGGUGGUAUCCCCACUACGUUCGAGCACUCCGGUGAACAGUGGGACUAUCCCAACGCCUGGCCCCCGCUCCAGUACAUCGUAGUGACAGGGCUAGCCAACACCGGCCACCCUGAAGCGAUGAGAUACGCGAGCGAGAUAGCCACUAAAUGGGUCCGGUCUAAUUUUGAAGUCUGGAAACAGAAGACAGCUAUGCUUGAAAAGUAUGACGCGACACGUUUUGGUGGUUUUGGUGGAGGAGGCGAGUACGUAGUACAAACAGGAUUCGGUUGGACCAACGGCGUCAUUAUGGCUAUGUUGAACAGAUACGGAGAUGAUUUAUCGGUAACGGACGCGUUCGGGGCGGGAGGGGACGAAAACAACGGCGCCGUGUACGGAGCGCACGUGGGGGCCAGCGGAGUGGCCACGGCCUUCCUGGUCGUGUUGGCAUCUUUGGCUGCUGGAACUCUUGGACUGAUGGUGUACAAAAGGCACAAAGACUACGUCCGAAUCGGUGCUGGUGAGGACUACAAAUUACUCUCACGGAAGCCCUACACAGAACUAAGGAGUUUCAACGAGGCCACAAACCAGAGAUUGCGAUGA